CUGCGAAGACUCCUGCUCAUAUUUCCCUGCCCAUUGCUCCAUCACAUCCUUUGAGAGGAAAAACUGCAUUUACUGACUGAGGGCCAUGGCCCAGCUGAUCCCUCUAUUAAUGCUGCUGGGUCUAGGAUUUGUCCAUUCAGCUAUGAAAUAUGUUCCAGUUGUUAAUAUGACGGCAAACUGGGAAGAUGCAAAAAAAUACUGCCAAGGCAACCACACAGGUCUGGCCAUCAUUCGCACAGAGGAAGACUAUGAAGCUGUGGGGAAUCUCAAUCUCAACGUCGAUGUGUGGAUCGGGCUCAGACGAAACACAAAUGACACAAAUAAAACAUGGAAAUGGUCUGAUGAAGAGGACUAUGUGUACACCAACUGGGAAAAUGGUCAUGAUCCCAGUGAUCCCAACUUUAACAGUUAUCUCUGUGUCAUUUCUUCAAAGCAGCAGGGGUGGCGUCCUCUGUUAUGCGUAACUACUAGCCAACAUGCUGUCUGUCAGAACGUUUCUCACAGCACACCAACAAGAAAGAAAGGAUAUAAAUUGUAUCAAACUACAUAUACUCAACAUGACUCUGAACAGUACUGUAAAAAUCAAAGUAUGGAGAUAGCAACUAUCACCAGUGAGGAGGAACAGGAAGAGUUUGAUGCCAUAGCGAGCCCUACCAGCUGGAUUGGCCUGAAACGUAAAGAUGAAAACAGUCCCUGGAAAUGGACCAAUGGAGACCCAGUGCCUCUGGUCAAACACACACACACUGGUGAGUGUGUCAAGCUAAGCUCUAAGACCUGGGAAGCAGUAAACUGCUCCACGAAGAAAAACUUCCUGUGUUACGAAGACGAAGAUCCAACCACCUCCUAUGGCCUCCAGUUCUACAGUGAGUCCAAGAGUUGGAUUGGUGCCUUGAAUCACUGUCUCUCACAAAACACCACCCUGGUCCAAAUCACCAACCAAUCAGUGCAAGACGCUGUAAGUCAGCACCUAAAGAACCAGGCUGUCUCAGGUGGAGUGUGGAUCGGCCUGGAGCGCCCCAUCUUUGGCUGCAAUGUUGACUGGUUGUGGUAUCGUGGGCUAACAGUGAACUUCACACAGUGGAACAGCAACUUCCCCACCGACGUCUACAAGCACCACUGUGGGAAGAUCAUCAAGAGCGGGGAGCCAGCUGUUUUCACGUGGCUGGAUGCCUCCUGUUUUCAGAAGUUGCCCUUCAUCUGCCAAAAUCGCACAUCGACGCCUGGAUGAGGUCCUCCAGAGACAGAUCCUUUACAUCCUUUUCAGAUGCUGCACCAACUUUCUUCCCAUACUUUUCCAUUCCAUUUCUUAAACUCUGAUUUAACCCCUUGCUGCCUGAAUUUAUUUACAAUUAUCUACAAAAAUAAAUUGUUUGUGUUUUUGUCUUCAAGCAG
Myripristis murdjan (pinecone soldierfish) is the source of this 1392-nucleotide messenger RNA. Its product is annotated as macrophage mannose receptor 1-like. The transcript is spliced from 7 exons. Bases 86 to 1228 code for a protein of 380 amino acids. The record is from RefSeq and is a predicted model, not a curated record. NCBI's taxonomy places the organism in Eukaryota, Metazoa, Chordata, Actinopteri, Holocentriformes, Holocentridae.